GUCAGGAAGCGACGGACGCCGCCAUCGUGCGUCACUUCCUCGGCUCGUCGGUAGGCAAGUCUAACUGUCGUAAACCAGUGGUUGAAGUAAGACAUGCUACUCUUCCAAGCGCUGAAGGCUGUUUUGGAAAGUUGACGGUGUCGUUGGUCCUGCCGGUGGAAGCGAGCAUGUCUUUUCGAGGCGGAGGUCGUGGAGGCUUUAAUCGAGGCGGUGGAGGUGGCGGCUUCGGUCGUGGCGGCGGCGGCAACAACCAGUUCCGAGGUGGAGGUGGCGGCAAUUUCAGAGGCGGCGGCGGCAAUUUCAGAGGCGGCGGUGGCGGCAGAGGAGGAUUUGGACGUGGGGGUGGCCGCGGAGGCUUUAAUAAAGGCCAAGACCAAGGACCUCCAGAACAUGUAGUUUUAUUAGGAGAGUUCCUACAUCCCUGUGAAGAUGACAUAGUUUGUAAAUGUACGACAGAUGAAAAUAAGGUGCCUUAUUUCAAUGCUCCAGUUUAUUUAGAAAACAAAGAACAAAUUGGAAAAGUGGAUGAAAUAUUUGGACAACUUAGAGAUUUUUAUUUUUCAGUUAAACUGUCAGAAAACAUGAAGGCAUCAUCCUUUAAAAAACUACAGAAGUUCUAUAUAGACCCAUAUAAGCUGUUGCCACUGCAGAGGUUUUUACCUCGACCUCCGGGUGAGAAGGGACCUCCAAGAGGUGGUGGCAGGGGUGGUCGUGGAGGAGGAAGAGGAGGAGGAGGAGGCAGAGGUGGUAGAGGCGGUGGCUUUAGGGGUGGAAGAGGAGGAGGUAGAGGUGGAGGCUUCAGAGGAGGAAGAGGAGGGAGUGGUGGUUUCAGAGGGAGAGGACAUUAGGUGUAAAAGUUGACAGAAGAACUUUACCAGUUGAUUUCUGCAUUAACCUGCAUGACCUACUUCUGGGGAUCAGUGAUUUGUUUUUUGAACAAGUCUUGAAGUCCUGGGGAUUAUAUGACCGUGGCAUUCGGAUGUCAACAUCACUCAAACAUGAGUGCGGCAGAACAGGAGGCAUUUAUGCUCUAAAGGGAUCUGAACAAGUGUUCUUAUGUUUUGUAUUCUGCUUGGAAUUGUGAUUGCUUAAUAAAUGGACAGUUUUCCUAUGAAGCAUAUUUGAAUUUUUAUAAUAAAAGUGUCUUUUAUCCCUUUAA
Molecule: messenger RNA, 1159 nt
Organism: Phyllostomus discolor (pale spear-nosed bat)
Lineage: Eukaryota; Metazoa; Chordata; Mammalia; Chiroptera; Phyllostomidae
Gene: GAR1
Product: GAR1 ribonucleoprotein
Exons: 7
Coding region: 168-848 (226 amino acids)
Biological process (GO): snoRNA guided rRNA pseudouridine synthesis; ribosome biogenesis
Cellular component (GO): box H/ACA snoRNP complex
Molecular function (GO): box H/ACA snoRNA binding
Source: RefSeq, a predicted model, not a curated record